Molecule: messenger RNA, 1448 nt
Organism: Sinocyclocheilus grahami
Lineage: Eukaryota; Metazoa; Chordata; Actinopteri; Cypriniformes; Cyprinidae
Product: coiled-coil domain-containing protein 85A-like
Exons: 3
Coding region: 150-1448 (432 amino acids)
Source: RefSeq, a predicted model, not a curated record
AGGCGACUCCCACUCUAAGGGCAUCGGAUACGGGCAUCACUCCACGAUGCGUCCUCUGUCUCCCUGACUCCUCCUAACACAGCGGAUGCUGCCUGCCUCAUUAAUAUUUGAUCAGCACCUGGUAUCACAGCAGCAGCUCGCCACUUCUGAUGGAGAAAGCACAAUCUCUACAAGCACAGCCUGGAUCCAAGGAGCCAGAAAGUCCAGCAGAAGACAUCUCCAACCUCACGGAUGAAGAGCUCCUCCAAUGGAGCAAAGAGGAGCUGGUGCAGCGGCUCCGAAGUUCUGAAGCCGAUAAAAUGAGCGUCAUUCUGGAUCACAGUAAUCUGAUUCGGGAGGUGAACCGCAGCCUCCAGCUGCAUCUGAACGAGAUCCGGGGGCUGAAGGAGGUAAACCAGAAGCUGCAGGACGACAAUCGGGAACUGCGAGACCUGUGCUGUUUUCUGGACGAUGACCGGCAAAAGGGCAAGCGAGUGUCACGUGAGUGGCAGCGUCUGGGCCGCUUCAGUGCCAGCGUUAUGCGUAAGGAGGUGGCACUAUAUCUUCAGAAGCUGACAGAACUGGAGCGCAAGCAGGAGGAGGUCAUUCGGGAGAACCUGGAGCUUAGGGAAAUUUGUCUGCUGAUAGUCGAGGAGAAAGGAGGCAGCGGAGGGGAAGGAGGCCAAAGUGGGACGGGGUCCAUUGGGUGUCGCAACUCCAUUGAUAGCCAGAGUGGGCUCUUGGUACCCGGCUUGAUGCGGGACGUGGGGGACGGAAGCAGCACUUCUAGCGCUGGAAGCGCUGACAGCUCUGAGCAUCCACACCAUAAGCAGCCACAGCCGCUGUCUAGCGGAGGAACUGGGAAUAAAAGCCCGGAGAUCCAGAAGGCUCGUCCUGGGAAAAGAGGGGAAGGAGAUCGGGUGGAGAUCUCCAGCCCUGACCCUCCCGUCCGGCACAGAAGCACUAGCCUGGAGUAUCCCUUCGUACUGCCCCAGCCCUGCCGACCACGCUGUGGCUCCAUAUCUGUGCCUGACCAUCGGCUGAUUAGAGGGCUUAGUCCAGAAAAGUACGGUCGAUCCCUGGGCCACCGGAGUCCGGAGACUUAUCCAAAGCACCAUCUGGCUCCAGGACAACCCAUGAGUCCUGAGCUCUACAUCCAGAGGCACAGGGGCAGCUUAGGAAGUGGGCCUGGGAGUCCAGAAGCUAGACACCUGCUGCUAGGAACAUCAGAGCUCCACCAUGACAAAAGCAAGCUGGGAGGAAGUAGUCCUGAGAUGCUGAGGCACCAGUACAGCAUGAGCCCUGAACAUGGGAAGUUUGGCAGCCCUGGUAGAGAGAUGUCACCUCGGAGAUUGGCAGGAGAAGAGCUGUCGCCACACCAUCGGAGCCUUUACAAUGGCGUGAAUGCUUUGAUAUCAGCAGGAUGUUGCAGCAACAACUGCAGGAACGUGAAGCUCUGGGACAGGUGA